Molecule: messenger RNA, 2027 nt
Organism: Ictidomys tridecemlineatus (thirteen-lined ground squirrel)
Lineage: Eukaryota; Metazoa; Chordata; Mammalia; Rodentia; Sciuridae
Product: gonadotropin-releasing hormone II receptor
Biological process (GO): G protein-coupled receptor signaling pathway; cellular response to hormone stimulus
Cellular component (GO): plasma membrane
Molecular function (GO): G protein-coupled receptor activity; peptide binding; protein-hormone receptor activity
Source: RefSeq, a predicted model, not a curated record
CCUCCUCCCCAGCCUUCCCUUCCAGGCCACCAUGUCUGCUGGCAAUGGCACCCCUCGCAGGUCAGCAGCGGGGGAGGAGAUGUGGGCGGGAUCAGGAGUGGAGCUGGAAGACGCAGAGCUCCCCACUUUCUCAGCUGCAGCCAAGGUCCGAGUGGGGGUGACCGUGGUGCUCUUCGUUUCUUCAGCUGGCGGUAACUUGGCCGUGCUGUGGUCUGUGACACGGCGGCAAUCCAGCCAGUGCCGACCCUCUCCCGUCCGCCGACUCUUCGCCCAUUUGGCAGCUGCCGACUUGCUGGUCACUUUUGUGGUUAUGCCCCUAGAUGCUACCUGGAAUAUUACUGUUCAGUGGCUGGCUGGGGACAUCGCAUGUCGGACACUUAUGUUCCUGAAACUAAUGGCCAUGUAUGCUGCAGCUUUCCUGCCUGUGGUCAUAGGACUUGACCGCCAGGCAGCAGUACUCAACCCGCUUGGACCCCGCUCAGGUGCAAAGAAACUUCUGGGGAUAGCCUGGGGACUUAGUUUCCUGCUUGCCUUGCCCCAGCUGUUCCUGUUCCAUACUGUCCGCAAAGCUGGCCCAGUCCCCUUCACUCAGUGUGUCACCAAAGGCAGCUUCAAGGCUCAAUGGCAAGAGACCACCUAUAACCUCUUCACCUUCUGCUGCCUCUUUCUGCUGCCACUAACUGCCAUGGCCAUCUGCUAUAGCCGCAUUGUCCUCAGUGUGUCCAGUCCUCGAACCAGAAAGGGGAGCCAGGCCCCUGCUGAUGAAUUUAUCCUACGCCGCUCCUUAGACACUCGCCCCCGUGUUCGUCUUCGGGCCCUGCGACUGGCCCUCCUUGUUUUGCUGACCUUCGUCCUCUGCUGGACACCUUAUUACCUACUGGGUCUGUGGUACUGGUUCUCCCCCACCAUGCUAACUGAAGUCCCUCCCAGCCUCAGCCAUAUCCUUUUCCUCUUUGGCCUUCUCAAUGCUCCUUUGGAUCCUCUCCUCUAUGGAGCCUUCACCCUCGGCUGCCGGAGAGGGCACCAAACACUCAGUAAAGACUCCUCCCAGGAAGGAGGGUCUGGGAGAAUGCCCCAACAGGAGAGUAAAACCCUCAGACAGCUGAAAAUGCAAACAAUUGUGACAUCAAGAGGAGGAGAAACAAAAGAGACAUUCCUAUAACAUCCGUUUUCUCACAACGGAGUAUAAAGAAUAGUCAUUACUCUCCAAUACCCUAAGAACAUCUCUCUGCUGCCCCUGUUUUUUUAGCUUCCAACAAAAGAAGUGCUGCAGAAGAACUGUUUUGACCUGAGAUUUGAGACUAUGUCUAAAGCAGAAACUCACAGAAUUCAAUCCUUAAUAGAAGUAUCUCCACAAUGACCCAUAUUGCCUUACUAUAAAUAGUGCAUCAGAGCUUCACUACUACAACAUGAAAGUAAUUUUAAAUGUAGAAAACCAAAAACUAAAAAGGAACAUUUAUUCAUGACUCAAAAGAAACAGUAAACAGGAUAACAGUUUAAAUAUAAACAGAGUGAGUUCCACUUCAGCCCUAUUUGUUGACGGCUUGCAUAGCCAAAUGGAAUCUUGGAGAGACCACCUGGACAAGAGAGGAACUGUCAACGACGUCUCCGGUCUGGACUCCUGCUGCGCCUUCGGCCACCUCUAGGGAAAAAGGAAGGCAGGGAAUUCAUCAUAGGAUAUAAUAAAAUGUCCUUGUUCAGUUUUAUUCAUGUCCCUUCACCAACAGUGUUUGCCCUCUCCAUUUUACCUUCUCUUGCCUUUGGGUGGACCUCGAACAAAACACCAAUCUACGCUGAUCUGCUGUCCCAUCAAAUCCUGGCCAUUGAGUCCUUCCAUAGCAGCCUGGGCUUCUUUGUAUGUUUCAUAUUCAACUAGAGUAUAACCCUGGGUAAGUGAAAAGUAAGAUGUUAAAACCUUCCUGUUUUACCAAGCAUCAAGUAUCCUCAUCCUCAAAUAUAAAUUCAUACUUAAAAAGAAAAAUCUAAAAGCUUUACACAAUGAAUGUACAUCCUAUGUCCCUACUGUA